AUGGCCCCCAAUGAUCGGCCAUCAGUUCCUAUCGAAGAAGAACACGAUUAUGAAGCGCUCCCGCCAAACUUCUCCCUCACCGCGAAUAUGCUUGCGGGCGCAUUUGCGGGCAUCGCCGAACACUCGGUGAUGUACCCAGUCGAUCUACUCAAGACCAGGAUGCAGAUCGUCAACCCGUCGCCGAGCGCCAUGUAUAGCGGCAUCUCCAACGCCAUGGUCACUAUAUCGCGAGCAGAGGGCUUUUGGUCAUUGUGGAGGGGGCUUUCGAGUGUGGUGAUGGGUGCAGGUCCCGCCCAUGCUGUCUAUUUUGCAUCGUACGAAGCCACCAAGCACGCCCUCGGUGGCAACGAAGGAGAGAGCCAUGAGCAUCAUCCUCUUGCAGCAGCUGCCAGCGGUGCUGCGGCCACCAUCUCCAGCGAUGCGCUGAUGAAUCCUUUUGACGUCAUAAAGCAACGCAUGCAAAUGCAUGGUUCCGUCUACAAAUCUGUCCCUCAAUGCGCCCGAGAGGUUCUCCGUACCGAGGGAGUCGGCGCAUUCUACGUCUCAUACCCCACUACACUGUGUAUGACGGUACCAUUCACCGCGCUGCAAUUCAUGGCCUACGAAUCCAUGUCGAAGGUCAUGAACCCGACCGGCCGUUACGAUCCCUACACGCACUGCUUCGCCGGAGGUAUCGCCGGUGGAUUUGCGGCGGGGCUCACCACUCCGCUCGAUGUCAUCAAGACACUAUUACAAACACGCGGAAAUGCCAGAGACGCAGAGUUGAAGAACGUCUCCGGCCUCUUCCAGGCGGCCAAGAUAAUCCAUCAAAGGGAGGGCUAUAGAGGAUACUUCCGUGGUCUGAAGCCCCGUAUUAUCACCACCAUGCCAAGCACUGCGAUUUGCUGGUCUGCAUACGAAAUGGCAAAGGCUUUCUUCAUUCGGAGGAGCACUAACUCGUCCACUGCCAUAUAG
This is a messenger RNA of Alternaria arborescens, 954 nucleotides long. RefSeq lists its product as hypothetical. Gene Ontology annotation, biological process: iron import into the mitochondrion. Lineage: Eukaryota; Fungi; Ascomycota; Dothideomycetes; Pleosporales; Pleosporaceae. Gene Ontology annotation, cellular component: mitochondrial membrane. The transcript has 8 exons. The coding region runs from base 1 to 954 and encodes 317 amino acids. The record is from RefSeq and is a predicted model, not a curated record. Gene Ontology annotation, molecular function: ferrous iron transmembrane transporter activity.